AUGGCCUACAAGACUCCAUUAGGGAUGAGCCCCUUCCGGAUUGUCUAUGGUAAGGCAUGCCACCUUCCGGUGGAGAUUGAGCAUAGAGCCUAUUGGGUGGUAAAGCAGUGUAACAUGGAUUUCACCAAGGCAGGUGUGGCCAGGAAAUUACAGCUAGAGGAGCUCGAGUGUUUGAGGAACGAAGCAAAAGAGAAUGCCCGGAUCUACAAGGAAAAGGCUAAAGCAUUUCAUGACCAUCAAAUUCGGAAGAAGGAUUUUCAAGAAGGUGAUGAGGUUCUCCUCUACAACUCGAGGCUUAGAUUUAUGCCUGGCAAGCUCCGUUCUACAUGGGAAGGACCCUUCAAGGUGAAGGAGAUAAAGCCCUAUGGGGUGGUGGAAUUGUUUAACUCUAGAAGUGAAGCGACUUUCAAGGUGAAUGGGCAUAGAGUGAAGAAGUACCAUGGCUACAAGUCUCCAAAGGAGCUAGAGGUGUUCCUCCUAACGGAUGCACCUAGAGGAGGAGAAGCUUGA
Messenger RNA from Arachis stenosperma, 510 nucleotides. RefSeq lists its product as uncharacterized. The transcript has a single exon. Lineage: Eukaryota; Viridiplantae; Streptophyta; Magnoliopsida; Fabales; Fabaceae. The record is from RefSeq and is a predicted model, not a curated record. The coding region runs from base 1 to 510 and encodes 169 amino acids.